AUGCUUGUUCUGUUCCUACUGGUCAUCUUUACUCUUCUCUGCCCAUCUGAGGAGAUUGCAAGAUCAUGCUAUAAAUGUAGAAGAUACCAUCUUGGAUUAUGCUAUGAUGGCAUGAAGUCCUGCCACCUGAAAUACAACCAGUACUGUGCCACUGAAAACAUUUAUAUAUUUACACAACAAGGGUACAGUUUAUAUUUUUAUUCCAAGCUGUCAUGUAUGUACAACUGUGAAGACAUCAACUUCUUGGAUCAUGACCAGAGAACACAGAUCAUCUGUUGCACACAUAGUAGCUAUUGCAACCUCCCUCAGGGGAACUAG
Molecule: messenger RNA, 318 nt
Organism: Chrysochloris asiatica (Cape golden mole)
Lineage: Eukaryota; Metazoa; Chordata; Mammalia; Afrosoricida; Chrysochloridae
Gene: PATE2
Product: prostate and testis expressed 2
Exons: 3
Coding region: 1-318 (105 amino acids)
Source: RefSeq, a predicted model, not a curated record